This is a messenger RNA of Dicrocoelium dendriticum, 890 nucleotides long. NCBI's taxonomy places the organism in Eukaryota, Metazoa, Platyhelminthes, Trematoda, Plagiorchiida, Dicrocoeliidae. The record is from the annotation of a GenBank genome assembly.
AUGGAAAGUUGCCUUGACUUUAGCUCACGGCUGAAAUUUGAGGCUGAUAUUGCUUUUAAACGAGAACACAAUCGACAAUCACCGAUUCCACGUUCACUUCUUCAGCAAGCUUCACGGUACAUACUUGACUUCGGGCAACAAGCCUGGCAGCCGGUAAUAAAGAGGCGAAGAAAGCAUCGGGCAGCAAAACCGAUAGGGAAUGCACUUCCGGUAGUUGCAACUGUGCAAUCGGUGUUGAUGAAACACCCAUAUUGCGUAAGAGCAGACAAGCACUCUUACCGUGCAGCUGGUGUACAAAGAGGGAAGGUGAAAAACUUCGUCACCUCAUUUCAUUCAUCUCGUCCAUUCACCGCAAAGAAGGAGUUCGUAAAGUAUGGAAGGCUUCAGCUCGAUGCCUACAAAGAUCCCAAACCGUACGAUCACCGAGGGCUAAUUCCACCAAAGCAACUCGGUUUACCGGAAUUUAACACCGUACUGGAGCCUGAUCCUUUGAAGUUGAAGUUUCUCAACAGAACAAGGCCUAAGAUUUGGGGUGGACUUAAUACAAGUUAUUCCACAAAAUACACUUCCUCAUCUACUAUUCCACCACUGAAGCCCCCACCGAAGUGGACAGUGGAGCUAUAUCUCGACCCGGAACCAUUUCCAUUGAGGCCAUGCGAGUUCACGCGUCACCGUCUGCAAUUUCGUGACCCCCACGAACUUUUCCUCGAGCGUGUGGAAACUGAGCUUAAUCGCCUCGGGGAGCAAAGGAAAACAAAUGGGAGAAAAAAGAAAAACGCCAAUAAGCUAUUUCCGAUGCAAAUGUAGUCAGUGCUUGAAUCGCUUUUAUUUGGGUUUAAUUCGGUUAGGUCAAAGUAACAACCGAUCACUUGAUAGUACUGACCUGUCAC